Microdochium trichocladiopsis is the source of this 1032-nucleotide messenger RNA. RefSeq lists its product as uncharacterized. The coding region runs from base 106 to 798 and encodes 230 amino acids. The transcript has a single exon. NCBI's taxonomy places the organism in Eukaryota, Fungi, Ascomycota, Sordariomycetes, Xylariales, Microdochiaceae. The record is from RefSeq and is a predicted model, not a curated record.
UGAGCAGCAGGAGCCCUUACAUCACGAUUUGGAACAGAACAGCUUCGCCAUGGAGCACGGGCGCAUUUGCGAUGCUUCAGGACUGGCUUUCUAUUGGGUUACAACAUGGUAGCAUCAUUGGCCCACGGCGCAACACAUGAAUCAAAUGGUCAGCAUACCGGGGUCCCGCAUACGACAGCACAUCAUCAACAUUGUUACACGGGAUUGGCAGCCUUUCUUGUUGGAAAAGGCUUAGAUUUUCACACACCACACACCACUAUCAGCACAGAAGCGCGGCCGCGUUUGCAUUGUCAAGCCUGCCAGACUUGUUGGAGGUUUCCGGAAUCCGAACUGUUUUCGGUGGAGAUGACAGGGCGCAAGCUUGAUGGUUUGGGUCUUUUCUUUUUCUUUUCUUUUUGCGUCUCUUUUAUGAUCGAAUCCACUUUUGUCACGAACAUGUUGCUGGGCUAUCAGUCAUUUACAAGGAAAAAGAGCAAGGGGCAUGUGGGAGCGCGUUCGGGCGUCAAUCUACCGAGUGUCUUGUGUGUCGGUAGCAGAUAUUCAUUGCGAGGAACUACAUUCAGAGGCGGAGUCAUUUUUCCUUUUCCAUUUACUUCUUUCACCGCGUUUUCUCUUCUCUUCACCGCUGCCGUUACGCCCUCUCCCUUUAUGCCCUCCAAGGGUCUCCAGUACAGCGCACCUCUAUGUGGUUGGUUCGCUCAUUCGCUGUUGUUCAUGCUUGCCCAUUCCCUUCAAAGCGCAGGUGUCGGGGUCUCCCGUCACAAGCUGGGGCUGAUGUGGCGGCUGGCAGAAACUUGACAGCCGGAGGAGGAGUAUCUUGAUCGCCGAGGAGGGGAACAGGGGCAUACGCGUGGUUGAGAGCAGAAGAGCCGUCCCAAGGGAUUUUCUUUUCUUCUUUUUCUUUCUUUUGGUUUUCCCCUGCGCAUACCUAUUUGUUCUAUAUUAGUUUUCCAUCUAUGGUCAUCUCCUUCUUUAUUAUAAUCUCAUCACUUCGUGCUCAAAAUUUUGAUCAUGGCCCCAAGCGUGAUAUAC